AUGUCUGCUUCUUGCUCAGCUUCAUCUACUGCUAGUAGCAACAGCGCUGCUAUAAUUGUUUUGGGAAUGGCAGGUUCAGGGAAGAGCACUUUUGUUCAGCGUGUUUCGUCAGUUUUACAUCAAAAAAAUACUCCACCGUAUUUGGUGAAUUUGGAUCCAGCUGUUACGACGGUUCCAUACCCCGUAAAUAUUGAUAUCCGGGAUACGGUGAAAUAUAAACAAGUAAUGAAUGAAUAUCAGUUAGGUCCAAACGGGGCUAUCAUGACAAGUUUAAAUCUUAUGUGCACCAAAUUUGAUCAGGUUGUAGAUAUCAUAAAAGCUCGAUUAGAACAAUGCUCUUAUUGUUUACUAGAUACUCCCGGUCAAAUUGAAGCUUUUGUAUGGUCGGCUUCGGGAACCAUUAUGACAGAUUUAUUAGCAUCUUCGUUUCCAACAAUGAUCGUAUUCGUUGUUGAUUCCGUACGUGCUACUAAUCCAACAACAUUUAUGUCGAAUAUGGUUUAUGCAUGUUCGAUUUUGUAUCGUACCAAGUUGCCUUUCAUUAUUGUUUUAAACAAGACCGAUAUUGUGAACCCGACGUUUGCAAAAAAGUGGAUGAGUGAUUUCGAAAGUUUCCAAGAGGCUUUGGAUCAAAAUUCAUCUUCAUUCAGAGACGAUUUAACUAGAUCUCUUAGUCUGGUACUGGAUCGAUUUUAUCAGGAGAUACCUACUGUAUCGGUUUCCUCACUUACCGGAGAGGGAAUUGAUGAUUUUCUGAAAGCAACAAAAGAUUGUAUUAAACAGUAUCAUGAAGUUUAUCGCCCAGUCUAUGAAAAGUUGUUAAAAGAUAAGGCGGAAAAUGUAGCAAGGAAAACAGCGGAGAGUUUUCAAAAACUAACCACUACAGAAAGAGUAGUAGAAAUUGCACCAGUUGUAGAACCUUCUCCAGAAAAUGAAAAAAUUCACAUAGGAGGAAAGGAUCAGGAAAAUUUGGAAGAUGCUAUGUUGUUGCGUUAG
Thelazia callipaeda (thelaziosis nematode) is the source of this 996-nucleotide messenger RNA. Lineage: Eukaryota; Metazoa; Nematoda; Chromadorea; Rhabditida; Thelaziidae. The record is from the annotation of a GenBank genome assembly.